UCGCCUUUUCUUUUGUCGGGUCUCCCCCUAUAUGACUCACCACCCCGAAACCUUGAUCUGGGAGUUCUUCGUUUCCUGAGAUCUUUGCCACUGUAUAAUGGACGAGAUAUACCAAUGCAUUUCCAAGGGCGACAUACCCCAACUCAUAGCCUUAGCGGAAGACCUCGAACUGCGGAAUUCUCUGGUGCUGUCCUCUCCCAUGGAUGGGCCAGCAGGGGCGGUACCUAGCGGAAACGAACCCAGCCUAUACUCGGUUCUCCAACUAGCUCAUCUCAUUCAAAAUGACCUUCCUGCCGCUCGAUUGGUCGCUAAACGAACGCCCAGAGAUCAACAAACCCCCGAGUUCGCAGCCGUGACUACAGUCGCAAGCCAUUUGUGGAAUCGGGAUCUACCUUCCGUAUAUUCAGCCAUGGCGUCGACACAAUGGUCAUCAAUACUGGAAGUCCUAGUGCUUCGACUUAGGAAUGCAGUUCAGGAGCGAACAUUUGCUUUGAUAGCCAAUUCCUAUGAAAGCAUUUCCGCUGUGGAUGCUGCUGCAUUAUUGGGACUAGGGGCACCAGCAGAGGCCAUGGAAUUAGCAGCCAAGAGCGGGUGGGAUGUGGAUCAGGCCGGGGGAUGGCUGCGACCUCCUGGAGCGAAGGGAGAUCUCCGACAACACCAAGGUCUCGCUAAUGGGAAGAGUCUAUCGGCCCAGGGACCGGGCCUUGAAGAUGUUGGAAGUUUGGCUAAAAUGAUUGUACAUUUGGAAAGCUUUUGAGUAGUGGAAACAUUGUUCAAAUUUCGAUGAUAAUUGUGAUGUGGGAAGAACGUAUAAUUAGUCCACAAUUCCGAUUAUUGCUCGGCUAGCAGGCUCUAAAAGAGCAUAUCCAGAGUUGUGCGUAGCAAUGUUACAUUAAUUUAACUUCGGGAAUAAUGGUUUUCUCUUCUCCGGC
Messenger RNA from Spizellomyces punctatus DAOM BR117, 932 nucleotides. RefSeq lists its product as uncharacterized. NCBI's taxonomy places the organism in Eukaryota, Fungi, Chytridiomycota, Chytridiomycetes, Spizellomycetales, Spizellomycetaceae. Gene Ontology annotation, cellular component: COP9 signalosome. The record is from RefSeq and is a predicted model, not a curated record. The coding region runs from base 98 to 757 and encodes 219 amino acids. The transcript has a single exon. Gene Ontology annotation, biological process: COP9 signalosome assembly; protein deneddylation.